GCGUAGUGACAGCGUAUGGACACACUCGACUGUCAUCCCCAGAAGAUGGUGCUGAUGUUGAGAACGUUGAGCCUACUGUUGUUGUUGCUGGUGGCGGCAGUUCUGUCCUCAACCGUCCAAGGUGAGAGUGACUGUCUCAGGGAAGGAUGGAAUUGUGUGCCCGCUGACCAGUGUGACGUCACACCUGCUGAACAUGUCUGCCAAGAGGAAGAUCAAGUCUGCUGCCCCAACAAUGCUGGCAACGAGAAUAUGAAAGGAAUAGAAGGAAAGGAGGAAUGGAGGAAAAAUAAAAUCAAGAAGAGAAGGAGCCUGAAAGAGAUGAAUGUGAAUGCAAUGAGAGAAGAUCGCAAGUAUGGUGGAGGCACGGGGAAGACGAAGAGUUGCACUGAUGUGGGUGGAUUGUGCGUACGUAAAGGGAAGAAGAAAUGCAAAAAAAACAAAGGAAAAUCUUGUCCAACUGGACAAAUAUGUUGUGAGAUCAGUGCACCCACAGAACACGGUUAUCCCUCGGGUCCUCCAGGUUCUCCCGGCCCAGAUGGUCCUCCUGGUCCAAAUGGUUCUCCUGGUCCAGAUGGUUCAACUGGUCCAGAUGGUUCUCCUGGUCCAGAUGGUUCUCCUGGUCCAGAUGGUUCUCCUGGUCCAGAUGGUUCUCCUGGUCCAGAUGGUUCUCCUGGUCCAGAUGGUUCUCCUGGUCCAGAUGGUUCUCCUGGUCCAGAUGGUUCUCCUGGUCCAGAUGGUCUUCCAGGCCCAGAUGGUCUUCCAGGCCCAGAUGGUUCUCCAGGCCCAGAUGGUUCUCCUGGUCCAGAUGGUUCUCCUGGUCCAGAUGGUUCUCCUGGUCCUGAAGGUCCUAUUGGCCCUGAAGGUCCCUCUGGCCCUGAAGGUCCUCCUGGCCCUGAAGGUUCUCCUGGCCCUAAAGGUCCUCCUGGUCCUAAGGGCCCUACAGGUUAUCCUGGCCCUGAUGGACCCACAGGACCUGAAGGACCUCCAGGUCCUAAAGGACCUCCAGGUCCCAAAGGACCCCCUGGUUCCAAAGGACCCCAUGGCCCCAAAGGACCUCAGGGCCAUAAAGGUCAUAAAGGACCUACCGGCCACAAACAUUCUAAAAGCUCUAAUGAUCAUUCAGAAAAUCAAGCCAACUGUGAACCAGGGGAAGACUGUCCGUACACUCCUUAAUCUUCACCUCUGGAAACUUAACAAAAGUCUCCACUAGAAGAUUAAAGAACAAAGUGUCAGUAAUUAUGAGAGGACAAGAAGAGUAGAACGACACAACGGUAUGACCUGUUGAGAUGACCAAUGGAUCCAUAUCAUUGUAAAUCUUCGAAAUUUGUUGAAGAAAUUUGUCGAGUUUUUACAUUUUUACGUGAUGAAACAACUAAACGCUUAAACAAUCUGCUCUUAAAGAAUUAUUGACUCUGCCUCUUGAAAUUUGUCAUCUGCUGAAUGAAUAACACAAUGUCAUGAACAUCCACUCUUAUUACACAGUCUCUAGAAGCUUUCUCACACUAAUAACACUGUUAUGUUCUCAAUCAACCUUACAGCCAGUUGACACUAUUACUACCGAAAUGACACUAAUUAGUUAUAUAACAGUCUUUGUUGGAACGUGACACUUGUAAAAAUUAAAAUACGAUCAACGUAACACAUGCAAACAGUGAAAUAUGAUCAACAUAACACUUGCAAACAGUAAAAUAUGAUCAGCGUAACACUGCAAACAGUAAAACAUGAUCAACGUAAUACUUGCAAACAGUGAAAGAUGAUAAAACCAGUACUUAAACAAACACUGAUUCUGGUGCUACAGUAUUAUGGUAUAUAUUAUUGUUAUUAUUAUUAUUACAGUACUGUUAUGGACUCGUGGAGCAUCAGUUAUUAUAUGUGUUGGUAUGUGAGUGUAUUAUUAGUUGGUAUGAAGCUGUUGUAGCAAUUGGUGUGUCAGCUCUAACGUUUGCUGGUUAGCUGGCAUUGAUUGUAUUGCAUCAUUUCGUGUUUAAACUAUUAUGCUAAUUGAUGUAUAAUUUGUUGUAUUAACUGGUAGAGCAUUUUGUGUCACCUAAUUCUUCAGAGCAGAUAAUUUUGGUAGGUUCUUCUAUCAAGUAUAAAAUUUAAUGUAUUUCUAGUAUUAAUAUGUAAUUUCAAUACACCUUGUGUUAAUAUAAUAUGCACUGCAAAUAACA
Messenger RNA from Homarus americanus (American lobster), 2168 nucleotides. Its product is annotated as collagen alpha-1(I) chain-like. The coding region runs from base 16 to 1173 and encodes 385 amino acids. Lineage: Eukaryota; Metazoa; Arthropoda; Malacostraca; Decapoda; Nephropidae. The transcript is spliced from 4 exons. The record is from RefSeq and is a predicted model, not a curated record.